AUGUCCAACCCCAGCCCUUCCUCACCCAAUCGACUCGACUACAAAAUCCUCCCCGCCACGCAAUCCGAUUGCGCCGCCAUCGCCCAAGUAGAAGCCCUCUCCAACUUCAACUCCUCCAAAACCGCGCCCCGCUGCAACCCCGCCCAAGUCAUCUUCCCGCCUCCGGACGACGUCUCUUCACGCACCAAGGACUUCUCCGAAAAGACGCAAAAUGACCCCAGCAUGAAGAUCUGGAAGGCGGUCGCGACAGUCGACGGGGUGGACAAGAUUGUCGCGAUGACAGUUUGGCAUUUUUACCCGGAGCCCAAGAUCGUGGAUGACUGGAAGGAUAUCGACUGGCCAUCAAAUGCGCAGGGCGAGGCGUGUAAUGGGUUUAUUCGGGGGAUGGCCAGUUUGAGAAAGAAGCAUAUGUCGGGGAAGGAGUUUGGGCAUCUUCAAGUACUAGCGACGUUGCCGGAAUACCGCGGCUAUGGGAUUGGCUCCACUCUGAUCAAGAUUGGUCUGGACGAGGGUCGGGGAAUGGGUCUGCACACCUUUUGGCUGGAGGCUUCGAACGAUGGAUAUCCACUUUAUAGGAAAUUUGGGUUUGAAGAUGUGGAGUCUUUUGAGUUUGAUUUGAAGAAGUAUGGAGGUGAUGGACCGGUGCGUGUCAGAACCAUGCGGAAGGUCGUCGGGGCCGAUGAAUGA
Molecule: messenger RNA, 687 nt
Organism: Penicillium oxalicum
Lineage: Eukaryota; Fungi; Ascomycota; Eurotiomycetes; Eurotiales; Aspergillaceae
Product: GNAT family N-acetyltransferase
Exons: 2
Coding region: 1-687 (228 amino acids)
Molecular function (GO): acyltransferase activity, transferring groups other than amino-acyl groups
Source: RefSeq, a predicted model, not a curated record